AUGGCAUCGUCGGGAGGACACCUCUUGGUCUCCAAGGCCAUGAGGCUGGUCAAGUUCGCAGCUGCGAAGACAGGGAGAUUCCUACGUGACAAGAUCCCGCAGGCAACCAAACCACUCGAAACCGACGUCCAGCCUGCCUACGCCCGCGUCUCUCAACGCCAGCAACCUGUCAAUCGCCUCGCCCAGAUCCGUCAGACUCAAAGCCGUUGGUACAGCACCGGAGUGCACGCUCUCAACAACACCAGACACUACUCUUCCCAAUCCGGCCCCCACGUCCGUCCGAGUCGUGCGUCCUACCCUUCUUCACGUACUGCCACAGCUGUGGGACGAUUGACUGGUCGUGCCCCGUUCGCAUCUACCCUUCGACCAAACCUCACGGGAGGCACGUUGAGCCGUCAUGCGGGCGGUUAUGGAUUAGGAGGUGGUCGAGUUGGUGGUGCCAGAUACUUCUCUCAUUCCCCUGCGGCACCAGCACAGGUGGUCACCAACGUCUCCCAGGCCGUGCGAGCGUUCUGGCUCUCCGGUCAAAAAGCCCGUUUUGAUGGAUUCAAUCCUCGCACAGGCGAGAAGCGAUUCCGAGCUGUGUCGAGCCUUCAAGAGGAUGCGAGACAUACUAUGGACAUGUCAUCAAAGACUGCGCCUGGGUCAUUCAUUGACUUCAAGGUCUCUCCGACCAUUACCGCUAUUGGGCCCUUGGCCAGCGUGGCCCGGUCUCCUUCGGCUGCCUCUUGCGACUAUGCAGCCCAACAAGACACCUUGAACAACACCACGAUCAUGUCCAACCUCUCGAUUGACUUUGCCCGGGCAUUGAAAGACCUUGCUGCCGUCAUGAACGAUCUCAAGCACUUAGCGACAUUGGGGGAUCUCCCUAUCUCGCUGCACAACAGCGUGACUCUCCGUGUCCGCUUCCCUGGCUGCGACGCAGAUACAGUUGAGGCUCUUUGUCGUGAACUGAACAUCAAGCGCGGCAUAGUCGGCCAAGAUGAGGAUUUUGAUGCGAAGAACGGAACUGAAAUGGCUCUUCUGUUCCCUUUUGCGCCGAGCAAGACGGCAAGCGAAGCCGGCUUCGUCAGCUCCAACUGUUGCUACGGUGACAGGCCAAUCAAGCGCAUCAAGAAAGACCGCGUCGAGUGGCAGGAAAUGCUGACUCCGCCUCAAUGUUUCUCUGCAGGCUUCUCACAUGUUUCAGUUACGAGCAAGUCGCCCGACGCGUUCGAGAUGAUCGACGAGGCAAUGGGCCAGAAUCCUUGGAUGUCAAGCCCGUCAGGCUAUUCCAGUCUGCACGAGAGUGAACUGUUGGAAGCCGAGGACGAUGCGGCCAUGUACUUUUUCCAGCCAAGAAACAAUGCCGCUGGGAGAGAAAGAUACCGCGAGCCCUCGGUCAGUGGAAACGGCAAUGGAUACGAGGGCUUGGAAGGGAUCUACAGGUUCAUCGAAGAGUGCGAUCGGGCACGGUCCUGA
Molecule: messenger RNA, 1461 nt
Organism: Cladophialophora psammophila CBS 110553
Lineage: Eukaryota; Fungi; Ascomycota; Eurotiomycetes; Chaetothyriales; Herpotrichiellaceae
Exons: 1
Coding region: 1-1461 (486 amino acids)
Biological process (GO): proteasome assembly
Molecular function (GO): proteasome binding
Source: RefSeq, a predicted model, not a curated record